Messenger RNA from Lucilia cuprina (Australian sheep blowfly), 1093 nucleotides. RefSeq lists its product as uncharacterized. Bases 98 to 979 code for a protein of 293 amino acids. Lineage: Eukaryota; Metazoa; Arthropoda; Insecta; Diptera; Calliphoridae. The record is from RefSeq and is a predicted model, not a curated record. The transcript has 2 exons.
GUCAUUUUUUUUAAAUAAAAUCAAUCAAAACUAUUUUUUCUGAUUUUGAAAAUUCCUGAAAUUUGUUCCGUUUUCUCAAUUUUAAAUAAAUUCCAAAAUGUACACUUCCGAUUCAAAAAGACGCCCCGCUCAAGUAAUGCUUAAAUCUACAAUAAAUUUAAGAAAACCCGUAAAUCUGCAAAUUCCUACUGUUGUGGACUCUAAAAUAUUAAAGAGAGAAAAUGGUUUUACUCUUCCAAUACAAAUAAAUAAUUCCAAUCUUAGCAAAUCUAAAUUUACCAUUUUAAGAAACCCCAAAGAACCAACGGUUGCAGCAUUAAAUUCUAAACAAAAAGCAAUAACAAGAAGAGACAACAAAAAAUUCGAAACUAGCGAAAAAUCCAAUAUACCAGUAAUUUCUCGAAAUAAAUCUAAGCCCGUUAGUAGAGUUCAAAUAACUUCUUUAAAUAAACGAGCAGAUAAACGUAAUAAAAAUCAAGUGCCGGCACCACAAGAAAAUCAAUUUGAAGAAAAUUUCAAGGAAAAUGUACGCGAAAUUACUGAAAUGGCCAUACAGACAAAUGAACAUGAAAUUUUAAAUCAUGCUUUAAUAGUGGGUGAUCUAAAGAUUGUGAUACCCUCGAAAUCUAUAACAGAUGAAAUUGAUAAAUUACGAAAGGAAAAUGAAAUUAAAAAUCUUCUAAAAGCCACACGUAAAUUUGAAGAACAUUCUCUAAGAGAUGAACAGCAUUUAGAUGAUCUAAAAGAGUUUCUAGAUAAAAGUUAUGUUACAAGAAAACCUUACAAAUUUGGGGAUAAUGGUUUAGAAGAAGAUCGUAGAAUUAUUGAUUCCAUGGACGAAUUGUUAAAACGUGAAAGACCUAAAACCGAAUCAAUUACCGAUAUUAGAAGUCGUAUCAAACAUAAAGAACAAGAGCUUUUAAGCUUAUUUGAAAAUUUUCAAAAGAAAACUGAACUUUUUGCUAACAUUAAUGUUUGAGAUGUUUGUCUUGUUCGUUUAAAACAGGGGUAAACCAUUUUGUUGAUUUUAUUAGUUUUAUUAUUAAUUGUGUUUUGCUAUUAUUUAUGAAAUUAAAUUUGAAUUGAAAUUUAA